CGUUUCGUUCCAUCUUUAAUUUUUUCCAUCACUUUUUGACAUUUUCUUUCAUCAAAGAUGGCUAUUAACGUCGCGCGCUGGAGCAUUGGUCUUUUGGUGUUGCUUAGUAUCUUGCCAUGUGUAUUUGGAUUGUACUUUUAUCUCGAGGGUUCCGAGCAAAAGUGCUUCACAGAGGAAUUACCCAAAGAGACUAUGGUGACAGCUGAUUACACUGCUGAGGAAUGGAGCGAGGAAGCAAAAAAGUUUGUCUUGAACAAGGACGUUUUGAUCGAAGUAUUUGUCAAUGAGAUAUCGUCGGGUACUAGGAUGUAUAACCAAAAGUUGCCUUCAAAGGGCAAGUUUACGUUUACUUCGGCCGAGUCUGGAGAGCAUGCAAUUUGUCUACAGACUUCGGCUGCUGGAUGGUUCAGUACUCAAAAAAUUAGGGUCACAUUUGACAUGGACAUUUCUGAUAUUCUGGAUGACACGGAUACACCUGAGAAUCAAUUGAGCGAUUUGGCUCAGCGUGUCCGUGAAUUGAACAACAAGGUCGGCGACAUUAGACGCGAGCAGUCGUUCCAUCGUGAACAUGAGAUGGAUUUCCGUAAUGUAAGUGAGGCUGCCAAUGGACAUACGGUUUCCUGGACGAUUGUCCAGUUGAUUAUCUUGGCAAUCACUGCUGCUUGGCAGAUGCGUCACCUCCGCGGCUUCUUUGAGGCCCGAAAGAUGAUCUAGAAGGUUAAAAAAGAAAAAAAAAGUUGCUACUCUUUUAUUAAUGUCAAAUAAAAUAAAGAC
This is a messenger RNA of Lobosporangium transversale, 774 nucleotides long. Its product is annotated as emp24/gp25L/p24 family/GOLD-domain-containing protein. The transcript has 6 exons. Bases 58 to 714 code for a protein of 218 amino acids. NCBI's taxonomy places the organism in Eukaryota, Fungi, Mortierellomycota, Mortierellomycetes, Mortierellales, Mortierellaceae. Gene Ontology annotation, cellular component: endoplasmic reticulum; COPII-coated ER to Golgi transport vesicle; endoplasmic reticulum-Golgi intermediate compartment. The record is from RefSeq and is a predicted model, not a curated record. Gene Ontology annotation, biological process: Golgi organization; endoplasmic reticulum to Golgi vesicle-mediated transport; intracellular protein transport.